CCAGUCCCUCAGCCUCUACAAAGCAAUGGCUGCUUGCGCGCGUCAAGGCCUGGCGUGGUAGGCCUCCGCUUCACUUGGGCUGCGCGGCGGAGGUGCCGUUUCGUGUGGUUCCGAAUCGUCAGGAUGCCGCAGAAACCCGGGGAGGAGGACGAGGAGAGAGGGGCAGGAGAGGCCUUGGGGCGCCUGCGCUCGGUGAACACUCGGGAACCUUGCCAGGUCAUUUUCUGUAACCGCAGCCCCCGCCUGGUCAGCCCCGUCUGGCUGGACUUCGAGGGGAAGCCGCGCUCCUAUCCGAGCCUGAAGCCCGGCACUGGCCGACGGAUGCACAGCUACCUGGAACAUCUUUGGCUGUUUAGAGAUGCUGGGACAGAUGAUAGUCUUCUUGUCAACCAAGCAGAGCUGUUUGUGGCUACCCGCAAUAUGAAUGGGCAGCCUGUAUUUGCAAAUAUUACACUACCAGUGUACACUCUGAAGGAAAGAUGUCUCCAAGUUGUCCGUGCUUUAGUAAAACCAGUGGACUACAGGAAAUUAGACAUUGUUCGGUCACUAUAUGAAGAUUUAGAAGAUCAUCCAGAUAUUAGGAAGGAUCUUCAGCGGCUUUCUCUGGAAACGAAUGAUAGGCUAAGAAAUAGAGUUGAAGGGUCAUCAGUGGAAAACUACUCUUACUAAUAAAUUGUUGGGUAUAAGAGGCA
Lacerta agilis (Sand lizard) is the source of this 692-nucleotide messenger RNA. RefSeq names its product von Hippel-Lindau tumor suppressor (gene VHL). The record is from RefSeq and is a predicted model, not a curated record. The transcript is spliced from 3 exons. NCBI's taxonomy places the organism in Eukaryota, Metazoa, Chordata, Lepidosauria, Squamata, Lacertidae. The coding region runs from base 124 to 669 and encodes 181 amino acids.